UAUGUCUUAAACAUCUAUCGAAGAAGAAUAUAGUGUUAUCAGCAAAUUAGGCUGUGGAUUUUCAGCAGAGUAAUUGUUAUGAAUUGAAAAUUAGUGUCUAAUUAGUUUAAAGAUCAGGAGAAUUGAUGGCACUGAAAGUAUUUAAAGCUUAAAAAGAUAAACUAUACGAAAAUGAGAUUCGAAUAAUGAACAAGUUGAGUCACAUUUCAGGUGUAAUUAGAAUAAGAGAAAGCUUAAUAAGAGGAUGUAUAAUGAUGGAUUAUGCAAAAUAUGGAAACUUAUUAUAAUACUUACAAUAAUCAAGAUUAGAAGAAAACAUAGCUAGAAGUUUCUUUAAACAAAUAAUAUUUAGUAAUAAUUGAGAAAAUAUUAUUGUAGUAAUUGAUAAGAUUCACAAGAUGGGUAUUGCUCAUAGAGAUUUAAAAUUAGAAAAUAUAUUAUUAGAUGAUUAAUAUAAGUUGAAGAUUUGUGAUUUCGGAUUUGCAGUUCAAUAUUUGGAUGAAUAAGGUAGAAGAAUAAAAGUGAAUGAGUAAUUUAUAUUUUUAUGUUUGUAGUUUUGUUGGUACACCUUAAACUGCAGCUCCAGAAACAUAUCUUUAAUAACCAUAUCAUCCAGUGGAGGCAGAUUUGUUUUAGUUAGGAGUUAUUUUAUUUUAAAUAUGCGCUGGAUCAAGUCCAUUUCAUAAUGCAAAUAUCAAAUGUGAUGCUAAUUAUUAGUUUAUUUAUAGGUAAUAUUUUGUAAGAUUAUGUAGAUAAUAAACUGGAAAGUUUUGGGAAAAACAUUAGUCUGAGUUUUCACCUGAAUUAAAGGAUAUAAUAGUAAAACUUUUGGCCUUUAAUCCAAAUCGGAGAUUAUCAGUAAUUUAUUUAUUUAUUUUAUAUUAUAGAUAUCUGAAAUUCAAUCUCAUCCUUGGAUGUAAGGUCAAGAAGCUGAUUAAUCAUCAAUUAAUGAUGAAAUGGAAUACAGAUGGUCAUUGCUUACUUUAUAAAUCUGAUAAUUAAUUACUAUAACUUAG
Messenger RNA from Paramecium sonneborni, 1016 nucleotides. NCBI's taxonomy places the organism in Eukaryota, Ciliophora, Oligohymenophorea, Peniculida, Parameciidae. The record is from the annotation of a GenBank genome assembly.